UGUGCGACUUUACAAGUAUAAAUUUGAUAGUAGUUGAAUUUAGCGCAGACUGUGCUGAGUUGGACACAAACCUGCUUUAUAAACUCCCGCAAACUCCCAAUCCUGAUGUUUGACUCCCGUUCCUUUCAUACAUCAGAGAGGUGUUUACUUCAACAUCUCUGUGUCCUUCUCCUCGCCUGAGGUUUCACACACAGAACAAGAGGGGGACAGACAGAUCACAUUGCAAGGGCUGCUGUCAGGCUUUGCAUUAUCUGGCAGGGGCUGUGAGGCGAUGGAGAGAAGGGACAUUUCAGGCUGCAAGAGAAGCAGAGACAGGAAAUAGGGGUCUUGGAGUAAUGAGUUCCAGUUACCCACCAGUGAAACAGAAAGCCGUACCAGGCAUCCUUGGAAAAUAGUUUUCUCCUGACUACUUGGCAAUACUUAGCUAGUUGUUUUAGCUAUAGAAAAGGUUUUCGGUGCUGGAGGUAAAAGAUUAACAAGGCAGCUCCUCCUUGUUUGUACGAAUGGUCCCAUGAUCUUUUUUAGAACUUAAUGCACAGUAUUAAGGAGAUUGAAUCAUACGACAGGCAGCCUAAAGUUAAUUCAGUUUGUACAAUCACUCCUGAGACAGCCUGCAGGGCAGAGCGGAUAGACUCGGUAAAAUGUGAUCAGAUAGUCCUGGUCCAAGUUGCGGGGAAAACAUCAAAACAACAAGGCACACAUGCGACACUUGCAUCACAGAACAAAAGACGUCUUUCCAGCCAGAAAGAAUAACUAAGUUUCAGAAGAUAAUUUGAUUUGCGAAAUGGACACAAAGAAUGGAUGUUGAAAUCGAUAUUUACAAACAUUUCACGUGGCUCAAAAGGGUUAAUCAUACAGUGGUAAAUAAUGAGACAUACCAAGAACGACUGACACGUCUGGAAGGUGAUAAGGAAUCUCUGAUAUUACAGGUGAGCGUCCUCACUGAUCAGGUGGAGGCCCAAGGAGACAAGAUCCGAGACCUGGAGUCCUGUGUAGAGGAACACCAGCUGAAACUUGAUGCUACCGAGGAAAUGCUCCAGCAGGAGCUUUCGAGUCGGACGUCCCUUGAAACCCAAAAGCUGGACCUGAUGGCUGAGAUGUCAAACCUGAAAAUAAAGCUGGUUGGUUUGGAAAAGGAGAAGAACAACUGUGAAGAGUCUCAGAGUAAGGCGGAGUCGGUAGUCAAUAUGAUAAAUGAACUUCAGGAACAGAUGUGCAAGCUUCAGCUCGAGAUCAAUACUAAGAUACAAGAGAGGGAAUGCCAUGCUAGCACAUCCGAUCUAGCUGAGCCUCUCCAUAUCAACACAAGUUGUCCCAUUGACCCCCUACAACAUAUGAAGUGCCCCGGUUGUGAAGGGAAGGAUAUGCUGCUACAGGAACUCAAAGGCCUAAAAAUUAAAGUGGAAGAACUGGAAAAUGAGAGAGCACAGUAUGAAUGGAAACUAAAAGCAACAAAAGCUGAAAUUGCACAACUGCAGGAGAAGCUGGCUUUGAAAGAUGCUGAAAUAGCUCGCCUGCAAAGCCAAGUAUCCUCAAGAACCACUGCUCAAAAUGAAUCUUCUGAGAGAGAAGAAGUAUUUAGGAGGAGGAUAAAAGAGAAACAUCAUGAAGUGCAGCGGCUACAGUUGGGAAUGGAGACUCUGUUGGCUGCAAAUGAAGAAAAGGACCUUCGGAUAGAAGAACUCACGUUGCUGCUAAACCAAUAUAGACGGGUGAAGAACUUUGUGAUGGCAACACAUGGCUCUUCUGAAAGAAUACUGUCCGCAUGCAGUGAAGAUGAAGUUGAAUCUACAAUUAAGAAAAUAAUUCCAAGAAAUAAUCAGUCUAUGGAGCUACUAAACUCAGAGGUUUCUUCCACUGUGUCCUCACCAACUGUGCCAACAACACCUCCCCAAAACAUCCUGGAAAAUGGCAAUAGCACGCACAGCCCACAUGAAAAUGGCAGCUCACCACAAGAAGAGCACCUGGAGUACAGGAAUAGAGCUCAGCCCAGAACACUGUCAACCAGUCUGGAAGAUUUGCAAACUGGACCUACGGAAAAGCAUGAUGAUGGGGAAAUCCCUGAGCCUGUUGUAACACCUGAGUGUAACGCUGAUCCCAGGUACCAGACAUUGCCGGGAAAACUCUCUCGCACCACUCCCAAUGGGUCACAUGACUGCUACAGGAAUCCUGAAUCCCAGAAUGCUCUGCACUUCAAGAGCGAAUCAAACGGACUGCAGAGCUUGCAUAUCAGCAGAAGCGUCAGUGCCCCAGUAAUAGGUGAGACAGAAAACAGCCUGGACAUCACGUUUAAUGACCUCUCUUCGGGCACAGACUCCGCACCACGCUCCCCGCUCACUCCCGAAGGCAAGAAGAGCCCAAAAGGCAUCAAAAAGUUCUGGGGAAAAAUCAGAAGAUCUCCCUCAGGACACUUCAACACGGAUGAUUUAGGAUUGUCGGAAUUUAAAAGAGGGGGCAUGCGGGCGACAGCAGGGCCCAGGCUCUCCAGAUCAAAAGAUCCCCGAAACAAAAAUAGUGAUUAUAACGCUCCGUUCUCUCAGUGGAGUAAUGAGCAGGUCUGCAAUUGGCUGGAAGACUUUGGCUUGGGGCAAUAUGUCAUGUUUGCCAGGCAGUGGGUGAGCACGGGUCACACGUUACUAACGGCCACACCGCAGAUCCUGGAGAAGGAAUUAGGAAUAAAGCAGCCCCUGCACAGAAAGAAGCUCCAGCUGGCCGUUAAUGCCAUCAGUACCAAAAAAGAUGAAAAAUCCGGCCAACUAGAUCACAUGUGGGUGACACGGUGGCUGGACGAUAUCGGCUUACCUCAAUACAAGGACCAGUUCCAUGAAUCCCGCGUUGAUGGCAGAAUGCUACAAUACUUAACUGUGAAUGAUCUUCUCUUCCUGAAAGUCACAAGUCAACUCCACCAUCUCAGUAUUAAAUGUGCCAUUCAUGUACUACACGCCAACCAGUUCAGUUCAAACUGCCUGCGCAGGAGACCAGCUGACGAGAAUAACCUCUCCCCCUCAGAAGUGGUGCAAUGGUCCAAUCACAGGGUGAUGGAGUGGCUGAGGUCUGUAGACUUGGCUGAAUACGCACCAAAUCUUCGGGGCAGUGGCGUCCACGGUGGUCUCAUUAUCCUGGAGCCGCGUUUUAACUCGGAUACUCUUGCCAUGCUAUUGAACAUUCCGCCAGAGAAGACCCUUCUGAGGAGACAUCUGGCAACUAAUUUCAGCUUGUUGAUUGGUCCAGAAGCUCAGCAGGAAAAGAGGGAGAUCAUGGACUCUACAACCUACACACCUCUGUCUACAGCUGCCAAAGUCCGGCCAAAGAAACUGGGCCUGUCUCACUUCGGCCACCUGCGUAAGAAGAGAUUUGACGAAUCCACAGACUAUGUGUGCCCGGUGGAUGCCACCCCCCAGAAGAGAGAAUUCAAAACACCCAACAACAGUCCUUUUAAAGAGGCUGAUAAAGUGGAGCAGAUGGAGCAUUCAGAUGGCAUGGUAAAGCAAAUAGGGGCUUUUUCUGAAGGCAUUAAUAACCUCACCAACAUGCUCAGCGAGGACGAAUUGCUCAAUAACUACAGGUUCCUCUCCGCCUAUGAUGUUUGGAGAUAGGCCCCAGCACCUGCUCACAGUUGCUACUGGUGUCAGGAACAAGCUACAGGAAGGCCACAGUGGCCUCUGACUCUUUCUUAGGCGCAGAAAAGACUUUUUAAUACAAAUAAAACAAAAACAAAAACAUUUCAAUCCUAUUUAUAUUUUAUUUAUUGCAUUACAGGUGAAAUAUGACAGUCAGGCAAUGUUUUUGUGUAUAUUAUAAAAGGCUGUACAUUUUUUUUUAAUUAUUAUUUUUAUCUAGAAACUGAAAAUGCAAUUUUGUUAUUUAUUUUUAUUUUGGUUGCCAAUUUACAUGUAUAUAAUUUUAUUAGGGAGGAAAGUUUCAUCCUUCAAUUUCUUGAUACAGUAUUUAGAAUUAACUUUUUUUCCCUCUAAAAUAUGAACUAAAAUAAUGGUUCUGAUUUUGUAUUUUUUAUUUUAAUUUUUGUCUGGCGCGUUUAGGAUGUGUUGUGUAUUACGAUUUACUGCUGAUUAUAGAACCUUUGCCGAGGGGAAUUAUUUUGGUAAAGAUACGAUAUAAGAGUUUUCUAAUAAAACCCUGUAGAUAGAUACUGGGGUUCACCUACAAAGUGUUUAGAAAACAGGGUAAACAGUAAUUAUGUUUCUGUUCUAUAUAUUCCACAUACAGUAUAAGUAGCAUUUGCUGUGUCUCAGAUAAUUUGACCGGUUAAACUGUUUGCCAUAUUUGACCUCCGCAUCCUAUUAUGUGUGGUCCAUUUUUAGGUAAUACCAUUAUUUUUAUGUAGUUUACGUAGUUUCCCUUUAGAUUGUGUAUAUACGUUGCUCAAUUUUCAAUCAAAUAAAAAUAAUUUUUAUA
Pseudophryne corroboree (corroboree frog) is the source of this 4416-nucleotide messenger RNA. RefSeq names its product PPFIA binding protein 2 (gene PPFIBP2). Gene Ontology annotation, cellular component: presynaptic active zone. Bases 798 to 3596 code for a protein of 932 amino acids. Gene Ontology annotation, molecular function: protein binding. The transcript has 28 exons. Lineage: Eukaryota; Metazoa; Chordata; Amphibia; Anura; Myobatrachidae. Gene Ontology annotation, biological process: neuromuscular junction development. The record is from RefSeq and is a predicted model, not a curated record.